AUGUCAUAUCCACCGAAUUCGGGUGAACGAGAUGAAUUCGAGGAACACGAAUUAUUGUCUGCUGAAAAUGGACUUAGAGAAGAUCCAAGUGACGCGGAACUGAGGGCUGAAGAGGCUGAGAAAGAUGACUUGAUGAGACGGUAUGAAGAUUUCAGUACCGUCGAUUGGAUUCAGGACUCCCUCUUGGAGAGAACAGUACUAUCGAAAGGUCCAACAAAUCCAUUCAUAGCUCGAUUAGACCGUAUAGAAGGUAUAUUCGGUUAUGUAUGGAGAUUGAUACGGAGAGCUUUAGAAGAAGGUGAAAGUUGGGUCGUGGUAUCUCUAGUAGGCGUUAUCAUUGGUAUAUCAGCCGCGAUGAUAUCGAUAAUAACAAGUUGGCUAUCAGAUAUAAAAUUAGGAUAUUGCACAACUGGAUGGUGGCUAACGCAGAAAUACUGCUGUUUGGAAAUAACGGAAGAGUUUGAAAGUUGUGCAGAAUGGAGGAAAUGGGGUGGGAUUUGGCCGUUAGGCUGGAUAGCAUAUAUCGCGUGGGCUGCCAUUUUCUCCUUUUCAGCUGCUUUCUUAGUGAAGAACUUCGCUCCUUACGCUGCUGGAUCAGGUAUAUCAGAAAUCAAAUGUAUUUUAGGUGGAUUCAUUAUUAAAGGAUUUUUGAGUGUAGAAACGUUUUUCGUAAAAGGUUUGACUUUGCCCCUCGCUAUUGCUUCUGGAUUGUCGGUAGGCAAGGAAGGUCCUUCAGUUCACGUAGCAUGUAGUAUAGGGAAUGUGGUAGCUAGGAUGUUCAGCAGAUAUGAUAGAAGUCAUCUAAAAAUGCGUGAAAUCGUGACUGCGUCCAGUGCAGCAGGUGUAGCUGUAGCUUUCGGUUCUCCAAUAGGUGGAGUAUUAUUUUCCAUUGAGGAAAUGAAUCAAACAUUUUCAAAUAGGACCAUGUGGAGAAGUUUUGUCUGUGCUUUAGUUGCUACUUUUACUCUGGCCUCAAUGGACCCUUUUCGAACUGGCAAACUAGUUUUGUUCCAGGUCUCUUACGAUAGGGAUUGGCACUAUUUUGAGAUUCCAGCAUACAUCCUCCUUGGCAUAUUCGGUGGAUUGUACGGUGCUUUUGUAAUCAAGUUCAAUCUGCAAGUUGCCGCAUUCCGCAGAAAACAUCUUGCCAAUCAUGGGAUCUCAGAAGCUGUCACUCUGGCAGUCAUAACAGCUUUUGUUGGAUAUCUAAACAGGUUUUUGAGAAUAGAUAUGACCGAAAGUUUGUCAUUACUAUUUAGGGAAUGUGAAGGUGGCGGAGAUCACGAAGGAUUAUGCCAGACAUCAUCUCAAUGGAGAAUGGUCAAUUCACUCCUGAUCGCUACAGUCGUUCGUACAGCCUUAGUUGUCGUUUCCUAUGGAUGUAAAGUUCCAGCAGGUAUUUUCGUCCCUUCAAUGGCGGUAGGAGCUACCUUCGGUAGGAUGGUAGGUAUCUUGGUCAAAGCAAUGCAUACAUCAUAUCCUCAAGCGCCAUGGUUCGCCGCUUGUGCUCCAGAUGCACCUUGUAUAACUCCCGGAACUUACGCUUUUCUAGGAGCUGCAGCAGCUUUAGCAGGUAUCACACGAAUCACUGUUACCGUUGUAGUAAUCAUGUUCGAACUUACAGGUGCUUUGACAUAUAUCCUUCCUACUAUGAUUGUUGCUCUAGUGACCAAAGCCGUAAGCGACCAAUUCGGUGGAGGAGGCAUUGCGGAUCAGAUGAUCCGACUGAACGGAUACCCAUUCUUGGAAAAAGAAGAUAAGGAGGAUACAACCGAUAAAGCUUUUAUUGAGCCGAUUGCGAAUGUCAUGAAGAAAGAUAUAGUAGUAAUGGUUGCUACUGGCGUGCCGCUUCAGCAAAUCGGCGAGAUGGUACAAAGUACUAGUUAUCAAGGGUUUCCAGUUGUCAAAAGUGAAAGUGAUCGCACUAUCAUCGGGUUUGUGAGAAAGAAUGAACUGAGGUAUGCUCUUGACAAAGCACGGCGAACACGAAAUCUCUCACCAAAUGCAUUAUGUGCUUUUCAACAUACUCCACCUAUAAGGCCAUUAGAUAAAAACAUGUCAGGAGAACAUCUUCAAAGACCUGAAUCUGUGAUUCCCGGUAGAUCCGGAAGCGUCUUCAGAAGUCCAUCGAUGACUACUGGAAUUGGGUCUGCAGCUUUCAUGAGAAGGGAAAGUGGAUUAGACGUUGAAGAGGUUGAUUUUGGUGAAUAUGUCGAUGAGAUUCCAUUGACUGUAUCACCUAAAAUGCCUUUGGAGAUUGUACUUCAGCUUUUCAGGCGAAUGGGCCCACGAGUUAUCUUAGUUUCCGAUCAAGGGAAAUUAGUCGGAUUAGUAACUGUAAAAGACGUAUUAAGACAUGAAGUGACUGAGCAUCAUAAACAUACAAGGUUAACAUCAUCAAAUACAAAUAUACCUCUCACGAAUAGAAAUCCAUAUUCGCAUAACAGAGAUGAGUCUACUUCAACAACAGGUGGUGGGACCAGUGGAUGGGAUUUAGGUUUCGGUUCAAAUAUAAACUCUGACGACAAUCAAGAUCAAAACGGAAACGAUAAUCCAGGAUUGGAAAUCGCAUUAGAAGAGGGUUUCGCUUGGUUAAGAGUUCAAGCUAGUAGGUUAUAUAAUAUAGCUCAUGAAUCAUAUAGAGGAAUAACUGGAAAUCAAAGAAAUAGGAAUGAUGGAAUGGAAUUUGAUCUGAAUGAUCCUGAUAUAAAUCAUCAUUAA
Molecule: messenger RNA, 2721 nt
Organism: Kwoniella shivajii
Lineage: Eukaryota; Fungi; Basidiomycota; Tremellomycetes; Tremellales; Cryptococcaceae
Exons: 18
Coding region: 1-2721 (906 amino acids)
Biological process (GO): transmembrane transport; intracellular iron ion homeostasis; chloride transport
Cellular component (GO): plasma membrane; fungal-type vacuole; early endosome
Molecular function (GO): voltage-gated chloride channel activity
Source: RefSeq, a predicted model, not a curated record